AUCCCUCCUGCUCCAAUGCCGGCAAGCCUCCGCGCCAUCCUCGCGUCCCCGAGUCCUCUCACCGCGCGCGCGGUCGCCGCAGCCCAAGCCCUCCUCCUCACCUCGGGCCUCGCCGCGGACGCCGCCGUCCUCGCGCAUUUCGCCAGGCGCCUCGUCUCCGCGACGCGAGCGCCCGCGGACGCCGUCUCCGCGCUGCUCCGCCUCCGCCCGCGCCCGCGCUGCGCCCACCCCUUCAACGCCCUCAUAUCCCACCUCACCCUCUCCGGCGACCCCUCCGCGGCGUUCCGCGCCUUCUCGGUCCUCGCGGCGGGCGGCGACGCCGGGCGGCCCGACGGGUACACGCUCCCGGCCGCGCUCAAGGCGUGCGCGCGGCUCGGCGGCGGCCUCCGCGAGGGCCGCCAGGCGCACGCGGUCGCGUUCAGGGGCGGGUUCCUGGGGCGCCUCCCCGUCCGCAACGCGCUGGUCACGUUCUACGGUGCGUGCGGCGAGUGCGGCGACGCGAGGAGGGUGUUCGAUGAAAUGGCCGGGCGGGACGUCGUGUCCUGGACCGCACUGGUGUCCGCGUUCGUCAGGGGAGGGAGGUUCACCGAGGCGCUCGCGGUGUUUGGAGAGAUGGACGUCGCGCCGAACGAGGGGACGUUGGCUAGCGCGCUGGUCGCGUGCGGGAGGCUGGGGGCCGUGCGCGCUGGGAAGGCUGUGCACGGGUGGUGUCUUAAGAGGGAGAGGCAGAUGGAACUCAUCGUUGGGAAUGCUCUGUUGGAUAUGUAUGUCAAGUGCGAGAAGUUGGAUCUUGCAAGGAGGGUGUUCGACAGGCUCCUGGUGAGGGACAUUGUUUCUUGGACGGUCAUCAUAAGUGGUUUGGUGCACUGCAGGCUUCCGAGCGAGGCAUUGGAGCUGUUUAAUGGGAUGCAGGCAUCAGGGGUGAAGCCAGAUAAGGUUGUUCUCUCCACUGUCCUCUCAGCUUGUGCGAGCUUAGGCGCGCUGGAGUCUGGGAGGUGGGUGCAUGAAUAUAUAGAGCGUAAAGGCAUCGCGUGGGAUGUGCAUGUGGGGACGUCAUUGGUUGAUAUGUACGCAAAAUGCGGGUGCUUGGAAACUUCUCUUUCAAUCUUCCAUAAGAUGCCCGUCAAGAAUAUAUCAUCUUGGAAUGCGUUGAUCAAUGGGUUCGCAUUGCAUGGUCAUGGUAGGGAAGCUCUUGUGUACUUUGACAGGAUGGUGGCUUCAGGCUUGCCCCCCAAUGAAGUCACCUUUAUAAUCGUCCUUGGUGCUUGCUGCCACACAGGUUUGGUGCAACAAGGCCUCGGGUUGUUUAAUUUGAUGAAAAAUUCAUACAAGCUCUCGCCAUGGGAAGAGCAUUACGGUUGCAUGGUUGAUCUUCUUGGCAGAGCUGGGCUCAUCCAGGAGGCAUACGGUUUAAUUAAGGUCAUGCCUAUGACGCCUGCUGUGUCCACCUGGGGAGCCCUGAUGAGUGCAUGCCAAGCUCAUGGUCGAGUAGAGUUUUCACAGCAGAUUCUAAGGCAUGUCCAUGAGUUGGAGCCCUCUGGGAGUGGCGUUUAUGUACUCCUCUCAAAUUUAUAUGCUCUGAAUGAUAGAUGGACUGAUGUAAAGAGGGUGAGAGGUCUGUUGAGUGAAAAAGGCUUGUGGAAGGAGCCAGGAUCCAGUUUGAUUGAGGUGAAUGGUAAGACCAGUGAAUUUGUAGUUGGACAGACAAAUCAUCAAGAUAUGGAUGCGAUAUGUGCAAUGCUUUUCAUGCUAAUGAAGCAAAUACAUUUCGAUGGGCUGUAAUUCUUCAGGCAGAUUCUCAGUUUUGGUUGGAGAUAUGAUCUUAUGCAUUCAGAAAAUAUCUACUGAUUUAGUUGGUCCUAGGGACUGGAUGGGUAGUCAUUGCACACUGUUAGCAUCAUCUGGCUACACUUAUUUCUGUGGGUGAAUGGUGAUCAAAUCUAACCUUGGAAUGGCUACUGCACAUAUAUACUUCAUUGUUUGCUGCUCUUGUGCUUACGCAGCUUUUCUGGUGUUAAAAAUCUGAACAGCCAUGUGGAGUAUAAAGUCAGCCAGACAUGAUUAACAAUGAAUAUCAGCCAUUGUUUGGUGCCUCUUGGAGUAUCCUGCCCCUCUUCAGUUCUUGACCAUGAUUGAUGGUGAAUUUCAGCAUCAGAACUCCUGGAUGGAGGAAUGGAUUCUGACCCUUACAAGGCACUGGCACAAACCCAGACUAAUUUGUAAUCAUUUUAUACAAGGUGAGGCAAAAAGUUGCAGAACCUUUUACAUCAGAUUGAGUUGAGACUGGUAGAGUUUCUACCCUGCACAUAACUGCGCCAAGAGCUAUACAGAAUAUACCAGCCUUGUAAACAUGCCUGUUAUUAGUCUCUGAAGUUAUCCUGAAGUCUAGAAGGGACAGUUGGUGGAUGUCAUAAUUAUAUAUUCCUCAUUAAAGAAGAAGAUAAAGUGCUGUUCGAGGGGGUCCAAGAGCAUAAAGUGCGGAGAAGUCUCUUGUAUUGAAAUUUGGUCUCCAUCCUGGUGCAUAUAUUGUUUGCCGGACGGAUUGGCGGAAGAGUAUAAAAGCAAAACGAUGUAUUCCUGCAGUUGGUUUUGGGCUUUCAUAACUGACGACUUCAUUUCCUGUAACAAAAUCCGUGUUAACAUGUUAAAAGUGAGUUCAUUCUAGUACAGAAAUUCGAAGAAAUUUCUGCCAUGAAUUGAUGUGAAAGAUAUGGCAAUGUGCUGCUUACUAACCAGGACUCAAAGCUUCCUUGCCAAAUUCAAAGAUUCAUGCAAGGGCAAUGUAUAACAUGCAUGUGCUGCUAGUGAAAUUUCCACGAAGUUCGUCGUACUCCGUACAUCCCGCCCAGCUUGCCGAACAGAAUAUGAUCUCUAAGGAGUGAGGGAAUAUGCCUGCGGAGCUGAUGGGCUUUAGAUAAAGAGAAGGCGGAAAGCAAGAGAAAGAUAAGAGCGCAGGUCUCUUCAGCUGAACUGGUGAAUCCUCUGUGAGUUCUCAAGUUCUAACAUUAAACGAGGCAGGGGUUCCAGUAAUCGGAGUGAAAGCUCACCAUCUCAUCACACCUUUCAUGUCACCUGGAGCAAAUAAACACUACUCCUGAAACUGAACUGGAGUAACGCCUGAAAGGUGCUAUUCUCGUCUAUCAACUGGUUGGCUAUGGAUCACAUGAAUCACUGUAGCUUUGAUGGCACAAGGAGCAUAUCUGCAAAUGGAAGCCGGAUCAGAUGAGUACUGGAUCAGACGGAAGCUGUGCAACCGUUAGAUAUGCAUGACACUUUUGGGGAAAGGGAGGAGCAGGAAAGGCAACGAGGCCAGUUACGUGGACGCAGCGAACGUCAGGCUGGAGGAACCUUUCCACUGGCAUGAUAAUCUUGACCGGAGAUGGAACAGACAAUGAGCCAUCCGCCCAUCCCCCUUCACGUGGCGCAGGAUCCCAUUCGCCGGCCGAUGGGACUCGCCGAGAUGAUGGUCCACCGAACGCCGGCCCUCGGGCCGGGAUUCUGGAAAUGGACUACCAAGAAUCGCCGGAGAGGAUGGUGUGGGAGCGCAAAGCUGCUGAAAAUGGCAAAAAAGAUUGUUCCUCCGCCAUUGGCUCGCUGGAUCAGAAAAUGACACUCAUUGGCGCUAAAAGUCGUUGUCUAGAUUGUUCUCCUGCCAUUGGCUCGUUGGAUCAGAAAACGACGCUAGUUAGGAGUACUGAAGAUCAUUGUCUGUGCUCAGGAUGCAUGGGGAUUUGAUGGCAAAGGAAACGUACGUACGUGGACAGCAACUGUCCUCUGGCUGAGCUGUGCGCCUACAGUGUCACCACCCAAAUUCGGCUUUCUUUUUGGAUCGAAGUUGAAUGCUUGUUCUUGUUAAGCAAUAACUUUCUUCUUAGAACCGAAAUCGCAAAAAGCAAACAAGUGCAUGUUUGCCUCAUACAUACUGCUGCAGUUUUUUUACUUGAUAUUUUCAACUACAUCACACGAUUUAAUUACUAUAUUUUUCGUGUGUUUUAACUGUAUUAUUUUCAAUAACAUCGCGUGUUUCAA
This is a messenger RNA of Hordeum vulgare subsp. vulgare (domesticated barley), 4029 nucleotides long. Its product is annotated as pentatricopeptide repeat-containing protein At4g38010-like. Lineage: Eukaryota; Viridiplantae; Streptophyta; Magnoliopsida; Poales; Poaceae. The transcript is spliced from 7 exons. Gene Ontology annotation, molecular function: protein binding; RNA binding. Gene Ontology annotation, biological process: RNA modification. The record is from RefSeq and is a predicted model, not a curated record. The coding region runs from base 16 to 1782 and encodes 588 amino acids.